AUCCUAUAGCACUCGUUAGGGGUCAUCCGAGCAGCGCUGUGCUCCCAGGCUGACAAAGUGAACUCGCACUUGCUAUGAACUGGCCUUCCACCGAAGUACGCGCAUAGCCGCGAGUACACUGCACCUUUUUAACAUUUCAAAGAACAACAUAGCAUUUACAAAGCAUUGCUAGUACUCAUAGUACAACGGAGCCUGCUGCAAACUCACAUGGCAACCCUACGCGCAGCCCUACGUCCAGAAGUUUUACCUGAGCAGCUGGCCAAAAGUUGGCUUCGAAGGCUAUGACGGUCUUGCCCGAUAUGAGCUUCCAGUCGGCUGAGGCGAUGGCCGGGCGUACGCAUUCCGACAUCCACACUGCCAGAGACCACCUAGGCCUGCGACGACUUGAGGAAUCCACACUGGGAGGCCGCAGCAUGGUGCAGCAGAGAGCCGAGGCGGCGUGCACAGACGGCACGAGUCAGGAGCUCGGCCAUUCGGCCCCCGGCGGGCAGCGUUCCAGCAGCGUCCCGCGCGGCCUGGGCACGUCGUCGCGCCGCGUGUUGAUCCAGAUCGAUGCAGACGCCACAGCAGGUCACGGCGGCAGCUCCCUAACCGACACCGGCUCCGCCUCCGGCACCGCAAGCAGUCCGAGGGCCGCACACAACGCCCUUGUCGCUACGGCGGCGGCCUCAAGAGCGCGGACAGAGUCCUCGCCCAAGCGACUGCCAGCAGCAGCCGGUGGGAUGUCCACGGGUGGCCUGCCCUCCCUCGCCACCACUUCAGCGUCUGCAGGCUCUAACAACCAAGGCUCUAGCUCUGUGGUCGCGGCUGCAAACGGAAACACAACCUCGCGUUUUGGGCGGCAACAGCAGCAGCUCAGCCUCGCCCUGGCAGGACCGGCCGCAGGGACGGCGGCCAGUGGAGCCGCCUCCUUCCAUACAGCCGCCAGCGGCGGCGGCGGGGGCGGCCGGGCAGAAGGCGUCACGCUGGCCUUCCUGCGCGGCCUGCUGGCGGCGGGGGCCGUGCCUACUGGCGCCACGCUCCGGGACGUGUGGCGGGAUCUAGUGCUCCCCGCCACCCGGGCCGCCCGUGUCGCCUACACAGAGCUAUUGCCGCUGGCGACAGAGGCAUCCGUGUCAGGGUCAGGGUCAGGGACAGGGUCAGGGUCAGGGUCAGGGUCAGGGUCAGGGUCAGGGUCAGGGUCAGGCACAGACCCGGCGGCGACGGGGGCGCAGCCCUACCGCGGCCGGGCCACGCACGUGCUGCUGGCGAGCUGGGACGAUACGCUGUGGGACGUGGUGGCCGCGCUGGAGGCAUACGGGUGCCAGCAAGGCGGUGGCGGCGGCGGCGGCGGCGGCGGCGGUGGCGGCGCCGGCGCCGGAGAUGGCUGGGCCAGCCGCCAUUGCAGCAGUCCUCCGAACCGGAGUGGCGCCGGCGUGACGACGGGCACUUUCGUGGUUUGGAUGGACGUGUUUGCUGUGGACUGGUGGCGUGGCCAGCAGCACGCAGCAGCAGGCGCCUCCGCCGCCACGGCUGUGACAGGCUGGGGGGCUGUCGAGUCCUCCGCCUCAUCACGCCGCCUGCUACUGCACGAGGCUGCCGACAACUCGCAGCAGCUACUGCCAUCGCAGCAGCACCUGGAUGCGACCUCGGUGGAGCGGGCCCGGUCGCUACCAGCCGCCAUUGCGGCCGCGCCCCAGGGCGUACUGCUGCUGCCGGGGCGGGAGGGCUCGGGCCUGAGGUGCCAUGCGUGCUCGCUGGCGGCGUGGCUGGCGGUGCGGCGGGGCGUGCCGUUGGUGCUGCUGCCGCCGCCGGCCGGCGCCGAUGCGCACACCCACACCUCCGCCGGGGCGUACAUGCUAGGCCUCCCUGACUUGCGGCUGUCUGCGGCGGCGCUGAGCGGGCUGGUCGUGUCGACGAAGGCGGCGGAGGCGGCGGAAGGAGCCCUGGGGUCCUCGCCUACUGGGGGCGGUGCAGCAGGCGGCAGCGAGGCGUCCGAGGAGGUGCGGGCGCAGCGGCUGAUGCGAGAGGGCGUGGGGCUAGAGUCGGCUCUGACGGCGGGGCUGAUCGUAGCCAGUGACCCGCAGCCCACCCGCACGCUGCGCGAGGGCGUGACGGAGGCGGCAAGUGCGGCCGCGGCGGCGGCUGUGGCGCUGCUGUUGCAGCCCGGCGCAGCGUCACCGCUGCCGUCGUCGCCGCUGCGCUCGCCGCCGCUGGCGAUGGCGCCGCCGCCUUCACUGGCACUGCCGCACGCACACGCACCGCUGUCCACCACCACAUCCCGUAAGGACCUGUUUGCGCCUGUGAGCGGUGCCGGCAACGGGGCAGCAGCGGCGCCGCCACCUGCAGCCGGCGUCAAUGUGCCCGCGCCGCCGCUGCUGGCGGCGAUGGCGGCUUCAUCCUUCCACUCGCGAUCGCGGCGGCGCUUCGGCUCCACCGGUGCGCCGCCAGCUGACUACCCACACCAACACAGCACCGCGCCCGGCGCCGCAGACGCCCCACCUGCGGCGGCGCUGCCCAGCAGUCUGGAUGUCACUGGUGGUGGUGGCAGUGCUGGUAGCCGCACCAACAGCCGGCGCUGCCUAUCCGUCACCGCGCCAGGAGAGCAAUGCCAGCAUCAUCCGCACCCGCAAGCGGCCAGCACCUCCCCACCCGGCGCCGCCUCAGCUAACGGCUCAUGCCUCACGCCGCCGCGCCAGCACUGCUCACCGCUGCGCCCGCCACGCAGCCUGGCGCCGCUGCAGCCCUCUGGAUCGGGCAGCCCGGGACCCAACAGCGGCAGUGGUGGUGGCGGCGGCGGCAUGGACUUAGGCGGCGGCAGUAGCAUCAGCGGCAUGCUGCACAGCCCCCGCGGCGGCAGGGUGCUACUGCCACUGCCCAGCAGCCGCUUUGGCGCCCAAAGCGACCACAGCUCAUCCGACCUUCGCCAGCCCGUGGACUCCUCCACCGCCCCGGCUCCGCAGCUGUCGCCGCCUGCAGCCGCAACCGGUGGCAGCAGUAGCCUGUCGGAGCCUCUCCCAACCCUGCGCUCGCCACCGCUACAGCCGCACCCACACGCGGCGGGCCACAUGGGCGGAGGCGAGGACUGCUGGUUCGGGUCAGCCCGCGGCAGCGCUAGCGGAGUGCCAGUGCUCGCAGCCAUAACGGAGUCCUCAAGCACCAUGGAUGCAGCGGCGGCGGCAGCAGCAGCAGGCCGCGCAAGCAGCGGCCUCGGCUCAGCGGCGGCGCUUCCGUUACCGCCGCCGUCGCACGACCGGCCUCGGCCGCCCGGCUGCCUGCCGCCGCGCUACAGCGACAGCCCGAAUGCGGGCUCUGCGGUGCUCCGCCGCGGCGGUAGCGGCGCCGGCACCGGCGCCGGCGGCCCCCGCUUGCGGCGUGUCGGUAGCUACGCUGCUUACGACCCCAGUGACGCGCCAGCCUUGGCGGCGGCUGCAGCUGCGGCUGUAGCAGGAGGAGAGUCAGUGGAUGGCGGAGUCGGCGGCGCUGCCGUCAUGAGGGCCCGCCGCCGCCUGAGACAAUGCCUCGUGGUGCCUGACGAGGAACUGUCGCUCCCUGUGGCGGCGCGCGCCUACAACGGCAACGGCAACGGUGGCGCUGGCGGGCAGCCUUCUGCGCUGGCGGCACGGCGCAGCAGCGGCGCAGGCGCUAACAGGCGCAGCAGCGCCAGGCAUAGUUGGAACGGCAGUGGCUCCAUGGCGGAACUGAUGUCACGCGGCACCCGGUCUUCCGCCUCCGGGGCUGAGGAGGCUGGGGAUGACGACCAUGAUGGCUUUGAAACCGACGACAGUCUAGGCCUGCUCCAGUCGUACACGGAUCUGGAUGCGGAGACGGUGGCGAAUUUGGGGGCGGGAGGUGUGCGGGCGGCAGCCAACGCAGCAGCAGCAACGCAUGCGGCCGCGAUGGCUGCGGGCAGCGGUGCCGCCAGCGGUGGUUCCGGUCGUGGCGGCCUCCCGCCGCGCUUGCUGCCACCACGCCCUCCCGGCAUGGUAGCAGCGGCAGCGGCAGCUGCUGCGGCUGAAGAGGCCGCCGGUGUAGCGGGUUUGACAACCAGCCCACCUCAGCAACAGCAACAACAAAUUCAGCAUCAGCUGGCGGCGUCGCUCAGCUUCCGUGUUGCUGCCGGCUUCAGAGCUGGUGCCAGCGGCGGCGGUGCUGGAUCCCGCGAUUGCACCCCGCCGCCCUUGCGCCCCGCAGGUCUGACGCGACAGGGUAGCAAUGCUACUGCCCACGGCAGCAUCAGCACCAACACCAAGCCCACCUCCAUUCCGCUGGCCAACGCUAGCAUUCACAUCAACAGCCCUACCAACACCGGCAAUGGCAAUGGCAACAGCAGCUACCGGCAGCUGCCGCCCGAGCUGUCCAGACCAUUGGCUGCCGCCUUCCUAGCUGUAGCUCUGUGCCCGCAGCCGCCAUCUGCGGCGGCGGCCGCAGCGCAGAUUGCCGCCAGUGGCAGUAGCACACCACAGCAACCGGGUGUGUGGCUGCCACCGCCACUUUUCGCCGCCGUGGCACCUGCGCCUCAGCCAACCAAUGGCGGCGGUCGGUCGCCACAAGCCGCACCAGCAGCAGCAGCAGCAGCGACGCCGCCGCCGCCGCCCCUGCUGAACGCAGGUGUGAGGUUGGCGCGGCAGUGCCUGGCGUCGGCCCGCAGCAGCCGGGGGACCAACCACCCUGACACCGCCCGAUGUGCCAUGGCGCUCGGGGUGCUGCUGCACGUCACCGGCUGGUCUGGCGGCGGCUCGGCUGGGGACGACGGCGUCGGUGGCAGCAGGGAGGCCAGGGCUGUCGGCAGUAGCAACGGCAGCAGCAGCUUCAGCCUCAGGGCGCCUCCCGCCGCCGGCCGCGCCAGUGCCAACAGCAGUCCAUGCCGGCCUCUGCGGCCGCAGCAGCAGCAGCAGCAGCAGAUGCAGCAGCAGCCAGCCCAGCUCACACUGGGGGCAGCCGCCUCCACAGAUGCCCGGAGGUACGGCUCGCCUGCAGCCGGCCGGCCGCACGGCCUGUCGCCAGGCGCGGCGGCUCUCGGCGGCGGCGGCUUCACAGGUGUGGGCGGUUUCAGUGCGGGCCCGGCCGCUAGCAGCGGCAUGUCGCCAGUGCGGCUGCGACCCAGUGCGGCUGGCGGCGGCGGCGGGCUGUUGCUGGGCGCAGCAGCCGGCGGCGGCGGGCCGGGCAGCCGGACCGCAUCGCCAGCCCGCAUGCUGGCGGCGCCGCCUCCUCCGGCGUCUGUGUCGUCCGCCGCCGCUGCAGCUGUCACAGGCUGCAGCAGCCCGGGAGCCAUGGGCGACAGCAGCAGCAGCAACGGCGGCGGUAGCAAUGAGGCUGAGGCGUUGUUGGCCGGGGCGGCGGCCACACUGGAGCGGUGGCUGGGGGCGGCACACGUGGAGGUGCUGGCGGCGCGGGGCGCGCUGGGAGGUGUGCUGCUGGCGGCGGGCAGGUACGAUGAGGCUGCUGGGCUGCUGCGGCGUGCGCUGGCGGCUGUGGGGGGCAGCAGCGGCACCACGCCGACGUCAGCAGCACCAGCAUCAGCACCAGGGGCUGCCGCGGUGGUGGCGGCGCGGCUUGACCUGGCGGCGGCGCUGGCAGGCGCCUCGCGACUGCGGGAGUCGAAGGUGCUCCUACAGGAAGUGCUGGAGGAGCUGCAGGAGGGUCUCGGAGACGAGGCUGCAGCUGCAGGCACCCGCGCCACCCGGCACCCGCAACACCACCACCACCACCACUACCACCAUCCGCCGCAGCGGGCCAGUGUGUCGGCGCCCGGCUGCAGCGAGUUCGCCGCGGCCCCGGGCGCAGCGUCAGACAUGAGCACCGUGAAACGGCGGGAGCUAAUGGCCCGGGCGGCGUGCCAGCUGGCGUCGCUCCACUCGGCCGCGGGGGCGGGUGACGCAGCCAGGCGGAUGUACGCACAGGCGCUGCAGGGCUUCAAAGCGGUGUACGGCCGGCGGCACACUGUCACCACUGGGUGCCGCCUGGCAUACGCGGCUGAGCUGGCACGUGGGCGGCAGUAUGGCGCGGCCCUGGGGCAGUACAGGCAGCUGCUGCAGCAGGCGGGCGAGGAGCACGGCCCCGGCAGCGCCGCCGCCGCCCGGCUGAGCCGCCUUAUGGGAGAGCUGGAGGAGGAGGCGGAGGAGGCGGGGUUGGAGCUGGGGGAGGAGGAAGAGGAAGAUGAGUGAAUGCGGAAAGGGCUGGAGAGCAGGGAAGGUUGUUGCUAGAAGCGCUAUUGGAGUCGGUAGGAUGCGGAAGUUAUGGGUUCAAUAACGGUUGCACGCGCGGGGAACAAGCAUGGCAUGGUUUGUUGCUAGCAGGUACUAGAGGGAGCUCCGGCGUGGAGUGGGCCGGCGGGGGGUGCCGCUGCCGCAGGGGGCCUGCGUUGUACGCCAUGUGUUAACAAUGCACGGUGUGUCAAACAUGGCUACA
This is a messenger RNA of Chlamydomonas reinhardtii, 6390 nucleotides long. RefSeq lists its product as uncharacterized. Gene Ontology annotation, molecular function: protein binding. The transcript has 5 exons. The record is from RefSeq and is a predicted model, not a curated record. NCBI's taxonomy places the organism in Eukaryota, Viridiplantae, Chlorophyta, Chlorophyceae, Chlamydomonadales, Chlamydomonadaceae. Bases 414 to 6146 code for a protein of 1910 amino acids.